This is a messenger RNA of Crotalus tigris (Tiger rattlesnake), 3565 nucleotides long. It is a transcript of the gene PEX11A, whose product is annotated as peroxisomal biogenesis factor 11 alpha. Gene Ontology annotation, cellular component: peroxisomal membrane. The coding region runs from base 1838 to 2581 and encodes 247 amino acids. Gene Ontology annotation, biological process: regulation of peroxisome size; peroxisome fission. NCBI's taxonomy places the organism in Eukaryota, Metazoa, Chordata, Lepidosauria, Squamata, Viperidae. The record is from RefSeq and is a predicted model, not a curated record. The transcript has 3 exons.
CCUUCCAAUUAUUCUGUUCUGUUCUGUUCUGUUCCUGAAGCAAGCCAUUCCACUGAUUAAUUGUUCUCACUGUUAGGAAAUUUCUCCUUAGUUGGAACUCUCUUUAACUGGCUUCCACCCAGUACUUUUUGUCUUGCCCUCAAGUGCUUUGGGCUGGUCAAGCUUAUUCCUCAAUGCCUUCACUGGAAAAGUUGCUAGAAGUUCAGAGAGAUAUUCAGCAAUGCCUUGAAAGUAGCCUGGAUUGAGCCAUGUAGCACAGUCAAACUUCAGUAUAUUAUGUCACAAGAUGCUUUGUGAUCAUUUUUACCAUAAAACGUUUUAGAAAUUUUGGCAAAUUUCAAGUCCACAGGACUCGUGGGUUCUGGAUUUUAGUCUAAAGCCACAGGAAAACUGACCAAUCAGGUGUGAGACAGGGUAUUCCUUCACCCUCUUGGGCUUCAUCAGACUUGUGUGAAUAUAGGCUACAGAUACCUUUGCACAACGUGGUCAUCUGAUUACUGAACAACCUGUUCCCUGGUGUUGCGUAAGACGUUGGUUCACACAAUGACUGAGUUUGCACAACAUGUUAAGGCUCACAUUAAUCAAGGUUGGCAGUUGUGUGAUGGCAGUCGCAGAUCUGAUAACUUGAAGGAGUUGUAGGAAUAUUUGCAUUGAGGCAUCAGUAUAAUUGAGAGAGAGAGGCAUCAGUAUAAUUGACAUAUUUCUUCAUAGCUCUUCACUCCUACUUCUCAGUGAUUUGCAAACGCAGCUCCACUCCCACAUGGAAAUUGCACAAGGUAUAAAUACUGCAAAGAAUGCAAUGUCAGCAAUGAAAGAGAGUGGAGAAUUGCUGAGAUUUAACAGGUGCUGGCGGGGUCAAAGUUGCCUUCUGUUGUGGAUUGUAAAGGUAAAGGACAAUGAGUUCCUUUUAACUUCAUUCGCCAACUACAGGGUGUCAUGCUCAUCUCCAUUCCAAGGCCAUUGAGCAGGUGCUGUCCGAAGACAUUUCCGUGGUCAUGUCGCCAGCAUGACAUCACAGAGCACUGUUAUUUUGUGGAUUGUACACAAAAAAAUAACCUAGUUCCCCAGACAGGCAAAAAAAUCCCAAACCUGGUAUAUUUACCUGCUGUCCUCCAAAUGUGUUGGGACCACAGUUUGCUGGAUUCCCAGCCAUGGAAGCUUUUGACAGGGUGGUGGAAGAUUGAAGAUGUCCCAUAAACAUGAUGGAAAUCAGAUUCCAGGGAAAGGGAUCCCUGCAUCAUCCCACAAGAUAUCAAUAAGAAAAUGUAAAUAAAUAAAUCUGGUAGGAGAAACAGCCUUGCCUGAUAAUUUCGCAGGGGAAGGUUUUUGAGCAAAACAAAUCAUGUCUGGGAAUGAUGAUCUUGCUGCUUUAUGGAGGUGUGAGAAUCACACAGAUCACAUGUACCUCUGCCUAAUAAAUUUCCCCCAUCUCUUUCCUCCAGGCCUGUUGAGAGAGGUAGAAAAAAAAAAUAACCAUGCCAAAGAGUUGCCAACGCAGGCUUUGUUUUAGCCUUACCUGCUUUGUGUUAUUAUUAGCCGGUGUUAUGUAAACUUAUCUUUCAGCAUUGCAGGCUGCUUUUAAAAUUGACAUUGAGCCGAGGGAUUGUUAUUUGGCAACUUCACAACCCACCUCACCCUCAUACCCUCAAGGCAAAGUGGGUAGUAAUCUGUCCUUCAGUUUUGCCUUUGCAACAGCACAACAUUUGUGCAAUAAAUUGGACUCAAAGUUGGCUCUAGGCUCAGCGUGAUCAGUUCUCCCACAGCUGUAGAUGGAAACAAACCUCACUCUCAAAAGUCCUGCUUCAACCGUUUGUCGGUUAUACCAAGAUACUGCUUAAUGUAUAACGCCAGAAAAGGUGGUGUAAAGCCCCCAGGUUCAGUUUCAUGGAUGUUCAGAGCAACUCAGUAUUCAUGCAUGCUGCUUAGUUAUAUUCUAGAGCGUAAGACUCACCGAGAGAAAGUGGUUAUGAAGCUCAGACUUCUGGAAUCAAGCAUGAGCUCAGGACGCAAGAUGUUUAGGCUUGGCAAUAUCGUGCAUGCCGUCGUGGCAGCCCAUCAAGCUUCUCAGUUGCCGUACAUCAUUCCUCGCUUCUUCCUGACUGCCUCCAAUAUGAACCGGGUUAUGUACUUUGCCUGUGACACCGUCUUGUGGGUGAAGAGCGUUGGGCUCCUCUCGGAGAUCAAUGAGAAGAAGUGGCGCAAAUGGGCGACCAAGUGCUACUACUAUUCCCUGGUGAUAAACCUGGUCAAGGAUUUUUAUGAGCUCUGCUGGCGCAUGAAGCAGACCACCUCCAGCCAGAAGCCCCAAAAGACCUCGACAGCCGGCAGGCAGAAAUUUCAGAAUGUGGCUUUCCUGACCAACGGUGAGCUACAGACUUUUCUCCUGCUUGCCUUCCUCACAUUAAAGAACUACCCACCCCUCUUGCUGGAUACGGUCAAGAACCUUUGUGAUAUCUUUAGUCCGUUGGACCGACUGGGCAUCUACAAGACCAACUCUGGAGUUAUAGGGCUGUGUGGUGUCAUCUCCUCCCUGGUGGGAAUCCUUACUGUGAUGAAGCCACACCUACGGUUGAAGCAUUGACUUGGAGCUUGUUUCACCCCUGGUGCAUAUUGGCCUCCACUUCUUUGAUGAUGGAGUUUUGUCCUCCCAAACCCUAGUUGAAUUCUUUCUUCUUCUUUUCCUUGGGCUGUCAUAUUGGGCAGCCCAAAUGACCUGGAUUAAGUUGGGAGAGCGAUAAAACGUCCUUGACCGAAGACCUUUUUCCAGCUACGCAACGAAACAAGCAAAACUGUCCCUACUCAAGAUGUGUCGGUCUCAAACCUUGGUGAGGAGCCAGUCAAGUCUUUCGUUCUGGGAUAGAGAACAGCGGAUUUGAAGUUAAUUUGAAACAGAAUUGCCUUUUAGAUUACGUAUUUCUCCCCCACCCCCCAGCAUUGCUUUUUAAGGGUUUAUUGCUGUUAUCCGGGAUGAAUUCCAGAGCUUAACUAACCCUCUUUAACCAGAAACAGUACAUGUUUACAGGCCCCCAAACUGCUGUCUCUAGCUAACAUUUAGCUAUUCUUGUUUCUGGCAGACUGCGAAGUUUUUUUAUGAUUUUGUUUUUUAAUGUCACGCUAAUUCUUUUGCCUGUGGAAUGACGAUGAGCAUUUAUUCGUCACAAACACAUUGGAUCCCCUGAAAGAAGGUUUAUACAGUAUGGAGCAUUGUUUUCAGGUGCUAAAUGUGCAGUGGGAGUGAGGGAGAAAGUUUAUACUUAAAGUUUGUGCUUAAUCUGUACAUUGCUAGAAAUGAGACAGUUUGCUUUUCUUGGGGGGAAUGGGAUUCAGGAACAGUAUUGUGCCUUUUUCUUCAGUAUUCUGAUUCAAACUUAAAGUUUGUGCUUAAUCUGUACAUUGCUAGAAAUGAGACAGUUUGCUUUUCUUGGGGGGGAAUGGGAUUCAGGAACAGUAUUGUGCCUUUUUCUUCAGAAUUCUGAUUCUCUCCGGAAUAAGUGCAAUUGUAUUUCUAUUUUGGCUGAGAAAAAAAAUGUAAAUAAAAGAAUAUCUAAACUUUUCACUUUGGAAA